Molecule: messenger RNA, 1754 nt
Organism: Cannabis sativa
Lineage: Eukaryota; Viridiplantae; Streptophyta; Magnoliopsida; Rosales; Cannabaceae
Product: tryptophan synthase beta chain 1
Exons: 6
Coding region: 140-1534 (464 amino acids)
Biological process (GO): L-tryptophan biosynthetic process
Cellular component (GO): cytoplasm
Molecular function (GO): tryptophan synthase activity
Source: RefSeq, a predicted model, not a curated record
CACCUGUAAACUGUUCGAUCAAAUGUCUGAUUGAAGCUUUCAAUUGUUUUCAACACUGUUAUAAGACGAAAUAUAUAUUAUAACUCUACUAUUUUGAAGAUUAAGAAACCAAGUUGGUUCGGUGCUAUAUGUGAAAACAAUGGCAGCUGCUUCUUCCACCACUUGCAAUAACCUAAACCUUCCCAAACUCUCGUCUUUGUCUUCUUCUUCUUCUUCUUCAUCGAACUCUGUUUCCCAUUUGCCAUUCAAGUUCCGUAAAACUACUUCUCGUACCUCUAUCUCUUGCACCCUCAUUCGCGACCCAGUAAUGCAGGACCCGCCUCCGACCUUAGAUCUGCCCCGACCCGACUCUUUUGGCCGUUUCGGUAGGUAUGGUGGCAAGUAUGUCCCUGAAACUCUCAUGUAUGCGCUCACCGAGCUCGAAACCGCUUUUCAUGCUCUCGCUGGUGAUGAAGACUUUGAGAAAGAGCUGAAUGGGAUUUUGAAGGACUAUGUUGGUAGGGAGAGUCCUCUCUACUUUGCAGAGCGGUUGACUGAGCAUUACAAACGUGCUGAUGGGAAAGGACCUCAAAUUUACCUGAAGAGGGAAGAUCUCAAUCACACUGGAGCUCAUAAAAUCAACAAUGCCGUUGCCCAAGCUUUGCUUGCGAAGCGUCUGGGAAAGAAACGUAUCAUUGCUGAGACAGGUGCAGGUCAGCAUGGAGUCGCCACUGCUACUGUAUGUGCUCGGUUUGGCUUGGAGUGCAUCAUCUAUAUGGGUGCACAAGACAUGGAAAGACAAUCACUUAAUGUUUUCAGAAUGAGGCUUCUUGGGGCCGAGGUGAGGGCCGUUCAUUCUGGGACAGCGACAUUAAAGGAUGCUACAUCGGAAGCUAUAAGGGAUUGGGUGACUAAUGUGGAGACAACCCACUACAUUUUGGGUUCUGUUGCCGGGCCUCAUCCAUAUCCGAUGAUGGUCAGGGAGUUCCAUAAAGUGAUUGGUAUUGAAACAAGAAAACAAGCACUAGAGAAAUGGGGUGGAAAACCAGAUGUGCUGGUGGCAUGUGUUGGUGGAGGUUCAAAUGCAAUGGGACUAUUCCAUGAGUUUGUUGAAGACAAGGAAGUUCGGUUGAUAGGUGUUGAGGCUGCUGGUUUUGGAUUGGACAGUGGUAAGCAUGCUGCAACAUUGACCAAAGGUGAAAUUGGUGUGUUGCAUGGUGCUAUGAGCUACCUACUUCAAGAUGAUGAUGGACAGAUAAUUGAGCCUCAUUCUAUCAGUGCAGGCUUGGAUUAUCCUGGUGUUGGACCUGAGCACAGUUUUCUUAAGGAUGCUAGCCGCGCUGAAUACCACAGUGUUACUGAUGCUGAAGCAUUGGAAGCUUUCAAAAGGUUAUCUCGACUAGAGGGCAUUAUCCCAGCUUUGGAGACUUCUCAUGCACUUGCUUACUUGGAAAAGUUGUGCCCAACUCUCCCUGAUGGAACCAAAGUUGUACUGAAUUGCAGUGGCCGAGGCGAUAAGGAUGUUCACACAGCCAUCAAGCAUUUGCAGGUUUAAAAUUCCAUUGAUCAGAUGAACCAAAGGCAGUUGAAAGCUAUUUAGACUGUUUUUUCUUUCUGGUGGGAUUAUGGUUUAGUAAUAAUGGGGAAAUGGCUUUUGUAAACAGACAGAGCAGAUCAUACUCUCUGUUGUUUCUUUAUAAUAAAUGUUUUUUAAUAGAAAUAUUCUAAACUUUAAUUCAGGUUCAAUAUAUAUAUAUUCAAAGUGUUCUUUUCUA